AUGAAAGCGAAUACGAGCAGUGAAGCCGGACGGGCGGCCGUUCAGGUCAUUCUGUUGAGUAUUCUGGACAGCGGAGCAGGAAGCAGAUUGGAGCCGGCUGGGUCGUGCCAAUUGGCGCCCUCGGGUCGUCUGGAAAUUGCGGAAAAUUCUGUGGAUUAUCGUGUGCGGGAAGCUGAAGACUUUGUUGCUGAUGUUAUAAAAACGUUUGCGAAGAAGGAGCAGUUGUACAGAGUGCGACGACCGGACAGGUGUCUUAAGGCCUUGAGCAACCGGGUGUUGAGUGCGGCCAGGCUUUCAGGUCGUGAGCCUACGAUGGAGACUGCUCAAUUAAGGGGGAGUUGUCGGUGGCGCUGGGCCCGAUUGGCAGAGGUGUUUUAUAACGGACUAGAUCGUAAUCGAAUGCUGCAGCUGCUUGAGCGUUGCAAAGCACUGCUCGGUCGACCGGUUGGAAUGACGAACGAAUGGUAUCUCGCGAAGGUUUUGCAGACUUUUGGAGAUAGUCGUGUAAUUUUUAAGUGGCUGGAAAAGACUGCACACGCGUGUGCGGACGAGGACAUAAAGAGCCAAGCAUUAUUGUUUGACAAUAAUGUGGCACGGAACUUCGUCGGUCUUCCGGCCACCACUGAACAUGGCAGACAGGUGAUCUCUACAAUUUCUCAAGCGGUUAACUGGCUGCUGAAAACUCGCAUUGGCGACGGCAAUUUCCGAAAGAUCUUGAGAAGCCAAGACUACUACUGGUCUCGUGUCGACGACUUCAGCAUCUCACUCGCUGUACAUCUGCGCAACUUCUGGGGACCGGAACGCUUCAACAGGAUCACCCAUCUUGCAACCUCGCUUAUACCCAUCCGCGGGUCCAUCACCACUUCAGACACGUGCUUCUUCGCCUGUUUCCUUAACGCCGUGCAACUUAGCUGUCCUUAUGUCUUCCGCUGCUUUUGCUCCCGGUCCGGAUUACCAUACGUCUACCGCACCGGCACGGUCUACCAUAGAGCCGAAUCCGAAGGCAACGACUUUUUCGGUCAACUUCCCAACCCACAAGCUCAGACUGCUGAGGCUCAGAUUGCUGUGGCUCACAUUGCUGAGGCUCAGACUGCUGAGGCUCAGACUGCUGAGGCUUAG
Molecule: messenger RNA, 1119 nt
Organism: Gregarina niphandrodes
Lineage: Eukaryota; Apicomplexa; Conoidasida; Eugregarinorida; Gregarinidae
Exons: 1
Coding region: 1-1119 (372 amino acids)
Source: RefSeq, a predicted model, not a curated record